CAAACGAAUUAUUUUAGUUUAGACCCAACCCCUCCCUCCCUCCCCCUCAGAACGUAAAAAAGUUUGACAUAUGCAUGCAUAAUACAACAAAAGUUGCAAGUGUGUAACUGCUCCUAUGGGCAUGCACAUGUAUCAAUGUUUUCUGAAACGAAAUUGGUCAACCCCCUCCCACCCCAUAACGAAAUUAUUUCGUUUUGUGAAAAAAGUUCGAUAAUUAUGGACGACCCCUUAGUUACUUGAAGGUAGAUCUACAUUGGUGAAGUACGGACUUGUGCAAUUAGCUCAGCGGCAAACAAUGUCUUCUCCUACCGGCAGCUGCACCGGAACGCUUGACGGCCAUUACGACUACGUGGUGGUGGGUUGCGGCGGUAUUGGCAGCGGAACGCUCUACUGGUUAGCACGGACCUUGGGACAGACGAAACGAAUUCUGGGUCUGGAGCAGUUCGAGCUGGGACACUGCAAUGGCGGCUCCCAGGAUUACUCGCGAAUAGUGCGUCUAACGUACCAUGUGGAGACUUACACAAAGCUGGCAAUGGAGGCUAUGGAUGCAUGGCACAUAGUGGAGCAGGACGCCGAGCACAAGCUUGUCGAUCACUGCGGAGGCAUACAGAUCACAGAGAAAGGCAGUCCAUUCAUGGUGAAGACAAUAGAGGCUGCCAUCAAGCAAGGCAUGAAGUACGAACACAUAACUGGUACUGAGUUAAGCCAACGCUAUCCGCAGUUCAAUGUUGACAACUCCGUUGAGGCUAUGGUUGACCCUGAAGCUGGCUAUGUGGAUGCUGCACAGGCCAAUGCUGUUCACGUAGCUCUAGCAAGACAGCGCGGGGCGACGGUUGUUGACAGCUGCAAGGUGUUGAAAAUUAAACAGCAGAGUAACUCGACCUACGAGAUUGAGACCAGCUGUGGAAAGCUGACAGCCGAGAAGAUCAUCAUCACUUCCGGGGCAUGGAGUAACCAGAUGCUUGGCAGCUUUGGUGUUACUCUCCCGCUGAAAGUCACCCAGGAACAAGUGCAUUACUAUGCCACGCCGAACAUCCAAGACUUCAUGCCUGCAAAGUUUCCAGUAGUUAUGUGGAUGAUGUGCAACAUGUGCUACUAUGCCAUGCCCAUCCAUGGCGUCAUAGCCCUGAAGGUGGGCAUUGAUAAUGGCGGAGCAGAGGUGACGGCCGAUCAGAGAAGCUUCACACCGGAUGAGCUCAACAUGGAGAAAACGGACACAUUUGUCAAGCGUUUCUUACCCAAGGGAUACGGCCCAAAGGCCCAGGUCAAGACCUGCCUCUACACAAUGCCACCGGAUCGUAACUUUGUCGUGGACACCCUGGUUGGAUACGGACACCCGAAUGUGUCAGUCUGUGUUGGUGGUGGACAUGCCUUCAAGUUUGCCAGUGUCCUUGGAAGGGUUCUCACAGACUUGUCAACUAAAGGGCACACUGAGACGGAUAUUUCGAUCUUCUCUCUCAAGCGCGAAGCUCUGACCGAUCCAGAGUUUCCCGACCUGCGACAGUUCAGCAGAGAAGAGGCAAAGAGCGAUGAUGGGCCGUAAAGCACACCGGUGUCGUGUCCUGGCAUCCGAAGGAAUCUACUGCGUUAUAGAAAUCCUAUCUGCUGAUGCCAUGCAGUAGAGUAAACUAUUUUCUCUCUGUCUCUCUCUGUGUCUCUCUCUGUCUCUCUCUGUCUCUCUCUGUCUCUCUCUCUCUCUCUCUCUCUCUCUCUCUCUCUCUCUCUCUCUCUCUCUCUCUCUCUCUCUCUCUCUCUCUUCUCU
This is a messenger RNA of Sycon ciliatum, 1762 nucleotides long. Its product is annotated as monomeric sarcosine oxidase-like. Bases 296 to 1543 code for a protein of 415 amino acids. The transcript has 10 exons. The record is from RefSeq and is a predicted model, not a curated record. Gene Ontology annotation, molecular function: sarcosine oxidase activity; flavin adenine dinucleotide binding. NCBI's taxonomy places the organism in Eukaryota, Metazoa, Porifera, Calcarea, Leucosolenida, Sycettidae.